Molecule: messenger RNA, 3339 nt
Organism: Xenopus laevis (African clawed frog)
Lineage: Eukaryota; Metazoa; Chordata; Amphibia; Anura; Pipidae
Gene: nefm.S
Product: neurofilament medium chain S homeolog
Biological process (GO): axon development; postsynaptic intermediate filament cytoskeleton organization; intermediate filament bundle assembly
Cellular component (GO): neurofilament; axon; intermediate filament
Molecular function (GO): structural molecule activity; structural constituent of cytoskeleton; structural constituent of postsynaptic intermediate filament cytoskeleton
Source: RefSeq, marked provisional
CACAACCAGAAAGUCUUCCAGGAUGAGUUACUCAUUGGAAACCAUAGGAAACCCCUCUUAUAGGAGGAUGGCAGAAACCAGGACUAGCUACAGUCGGACCAGCAGCACCCCAUCCAGCGGGUUCAGGUCCCAGAGCUGGUCAAGGAGCAGUCCCACCACCAUCUCCUCUUAUAAGAGGACCAACCUCGCUGCCCCAAGAGUCUACAGUUCUAAUGAUAGCUUGGAUUUCAGCCAGUCUUCUGCCUUCAAUGGGGACCUCAAGCAGGUUCGUUUCAGCGAGAAGGAGCAGCUUCAAGGGCUCAAUGAUCGCUUUGUUGGCUACAUCGAGAAGGUCCAUUUCCUUGAGCAGCAGAACAAGGAGAUAGAAGCUGAGAUCCAGGCCCUCAGGCAGAAGCAGAGUGGAUAUUCCCAGCUGGGCGAGGUCUACGAGCAGGAGAUGAGAGAACUACGCGUAAACCUAGAACUUCUUGGCCACGAUAAGGCGCAGAUCGUGCUGGACACGGAACACCUGGAGGACGACCUGCAGAGGCUGAAGGAGAGGUUGGAAGAGGAGGCUCGUAUCAGGGAUGAAACGGAGGCCGCAAUCAGGGCUAUGAAAAAGGACAUGGAGGAUACGUCCUUGGUGAAGGUGGAGCUGGACAAGAAGGUGCAGUCCUUGCAAGAAGAGGUGGCUUUCAUCAAGAACAACCACGAAGAGGAGGUCGGUGAGCUCCUAGCGCAAAUCCAAGCCUCAUCCAUCACAGUGGAGAGGAAAGACUUCCAGAAGACCGACCUGGCCUCUGCCCUGAGGGAGAUCCGCUCCCAGCUGGAAGGCCACUCUAGCCAAAACAUGCUCCAGACCGAAGAAGUCUUCAGGAAUAGGUACGCCAAGCUGACCGAGGCUGCAGAACAGAACAAAGAAGCAAUCAGAUCGGCCAAAGACGACAUCGCAGAGUACAGGAGGCAACUGCACAGCAAGACGGUGGAGCUGGAGUCGGUCAGGGGCACCAAGGAGUCUCUGGAGAGGCAACUCAACGACAUCGAGGAGAGACACGGCCACGAUCUGACCAGCUAUCAGGAAACCAUCCAGCAGCUGGACAAUGAGUUGAGAGGAACAAAGUGGGAGAUGUCGCGUCACCUGAGGGAGUACCAGGACCUGCUCAAUGUCAAGAUGGCUCUGGAUAUAGAAAUUGCUGCAUACAGGAAACUUCUAGAGGGUGAAGAGACCCGGUUUAGCUCAUUCUCUGGUGUCCCUACUGGACCCUCUGCUAUUCACAGGCCAACCCCAAUAUCCUCCACUCGGGUGCAACAGGCACGAGCAGAACCACCAAGGGUGAAAGUGCAACAUAAAUUUGUAGAAGAGAUUAUUGAAGAGACAAAGGUUGAGGAUGACAGGUCAGAUAUGGAAGCAGCACUAGCUGCCAUGGCAGAUGAAUUUGCCUUAGGCUUUGAAGAGGGAGGGGAAGAAGAGGAACAGGGAGAGGAGACACAAGAGGGAGAAGAAGAAGCUGAGGAGGAAAUUGUGGCAGCUGUAGAAAGUAGUGUUCAAGCUGCUGCUCCAGGAGAAGAGGCAGAGGGAGAGGAGGAAGAAGAAGAGAAGGGGGAGGAGGAAGCAGAGGCAGAGGAGGAGGGAGAAAAGGAAGAGGAAGAAGAGGGGGAAGAUGAGGGAGAGAAAGUAGAUGAAGAAGAAGAGGGAGGAGAGCAAGGAGAGGAAGAAGAUGUAAAAGCAGAGGAAGAGGAAGAGAAAGAGGAAGGAGAGGAAGACGCAGAGGUAGAAGAAACUAAGGCAGAAGAGGGUGAGGAAGAGGGUGAGAAAGGAGAAGAUGAGGCAGAAAAAGAAGAGGGAGGAGAGGAGGAAGAAAAGGAAGAAGUAGCAGCAGAUGAGGAAGGUGGUGAAGGAGAAGAGGAAGGCGGUGAAGGAGAAAAAGAUGAAGACAAAGGGGAGGAAGAAAAAGAGGGAGAGGCAGAGGCAGAGGAAGCAGAGGGGGGAGAAGAGGAAACCACUGAGGAGGCACAGGCUGAGGAAGUAGUGGAAGAGACCAUGACAGAGACUAAGAUUGUUAGGGAGAAAGCAGAAGUGCAGGAGACAGAAGCUGAGGAGGAAGAGACACAAGAUGCAGAGGAGCAAAAAGAUGAAGGAGAGGAUGAGGAGACAGGUGAGGGUAAAGAAACAGAGGAAAAAGAGGAAGGGGGUGAGGAAAAAGAAGAUGCAGAUGAGGGCACUGAGCAACAGGAGGAAGAGAAGGCAGAGGAAGAGAAGGGAGAAAUUGAUGAGGGAGAAACUAAGGAGGGAGCUGAAGAAGAUGCUGGAGAGGACAAACAAGCAAAAUCCCCAGAGGAGAAGAGUGCUGAAGAGACAAUCUCUGUAUCCAAAGCUGCAUCUGUAGGAUCAGAAAAGGAAAGUGCCAAACAAGAGGAAGAAAAAAGCACCCAGAGGGAUGAUGGAAAGGAAGAUACAGCAGUGAAUGGAGAUGUGGAAGAGGGGGAGGUAAAGGAAGAGAGUGAAGACAAAGCUGUGGUCACCAAUGGCCUGGAUGACAGUCCAUCCGAGGAUAAGGAGAGCAGCAAGGGCCAGCAGACUGUAGUCAUAACAAAAAAAAUUGAAACCACAACAAGUGAAGGUGAGGAUGGUACAAAGUACAUCACCAAGUCAGUCACAGUCACGCAAAAAGUGGAAGAGCAUGAGGAGACCGUCCAAGAGAAGCUGGUAUCCACCAAGAAGGUGGAGAAGGUCACAUCACAUGCAGUAGUCAAGGAAGUUACUGAGGACAAGUGAGAUAAGAGGUACAACAAUUGCAGCAAGCAGCAGGACUGAACAAGCCAUAACACAAACUGCAUGAAAGUGAAAGCUUCUAAUGGGCUUCUAGCAGAAGGGGGUUCUCUCUUGGGUUGGGGGCUCCAGACACUGUAAUACUACUUUCUGUGCAAUAUUUGUGGGGAAAAUAUGCAUGCAAGCUCCAGGUGUCCCCCACCCACACAACUUCGGCAAUUUACAAAAAAAUCCAAAAAAAAAAUCAAAACAAUUGACUGCAUGAUACGUAAAUGAUGAGGAACUAUUUUGGGUUUCCUAAGUUGCUGUGGGUGUGGGCUAUGACUGAUGGUCCAGUCAAUGCAUAGCUAUGGGUCUUGAGCUGAAUUAUGCAAAGAACCAACUGAGCCAAAUAAAAGGGGGUAGGGAGACAGUGAAACAGAAAUUUUCUCGCCUUAAUAAAAGAAGUCUAUCCUUAUGUUUACCUCACUGGUGCAAUUAAUACAGACUGCAGGUCAUGAGAGAACCUAGGAGAAUUGUGACACAACCUGUUGAUGGGUUAUGUAGAAGUGAACCUUGCUCAAUAAAAAGGUUAUAGUGAAAAUGUCAAA